Messenger RNA from Peromyscus californicus insignis, 3092 nucleotides. It is a transcript of the gene Rbks, whose product is annotated as ribokinase. Gene Ontology annotation, molecular function: ribokinase activity. The coding region runs from base 327 to 1592 and encodes 421 amino acids. The transcript is spliced from 10 exons. NCBI's taxonomy places the organism in Eukaryota, Metazoa, Chordata, Mammalia, Rodentia, Cricetidae. Gene Ontology annotation, biological process: D-ribose metabolic process. The record is from RefSeq and is a predicted model, not a curated record.
CGCGCCGAGAGCCCGGCCGGAAGCGAAGGAAGGCGGCCGGGUAGUGCCUGAAGGUUCCCCGCGGCUGCCGCCUCGAGCCUGGCGAGCCGGGCCGACUCUCGCCGUGGCGGCUCGGCCCCGUGCCGGGCGGCGGGGCGGGAACAUGGGUCCGAGAAGAACCGGGACCGGCCGGAGGCCCGGGAGGUUUCACGGGCAUUAGGGUGGGCGACCCAAACCGGCGUGCAGCACGCCCGCGUCGUUAGGGAGGAAGGCGCGGCGUCCCUGGUUACGGGUUCAGGCAAAGGGCAAAGGGCAGCGUCCGGGUUGAGCUAGAGCAAGGCUUGGGAAUGGCGGCGUCCGGGGAGCCCGCGAGGCCCCGGCAGGAGGAGGUGGCGGCGGCGGCGGUGGUGGUGGUGGGUUCCUGCAUGACCGACCUGGUCAGUCUUACUCCUCGCUUGCCAAAAACUGGAGAAACCAUCCACGGACAUAAGUUUUUCAUUGGCUUUGGAGGAAAAGGUGCCAACCAGUGUGUCCAAGCUGCUCGGCUUGGAGCAAAGACGUCCAUAGUCUGCAAGGUUGGCAAAGAUUCUUUUGGCAAUGAUUACAUAGAAAACUUAAAACAAAAUCAUAUUUCUACAGAAUUUACAUAUCAGACCAGAGAUGCUGCCACAGGAGCUGCUUCUAUAAUUGUCGACGAUGAAGGCCAGAAUAUCAUCGUCAUAGUGGCUGGAGCAAAUCUGCUUUUGAAUACUGAAGACUUGAAGAAGGCAGCCAGUGUUAUUAGCAGAGCCAAAGUGCUGAUCUGCCAACUCGAAAUAAGCCCAGCGACUUCUCUAGAAGCUCUGACAAUGGCCCGCAACAGUGGAGUUCCCUGCAGCCUGCCCAGCCUGUGGAGGACAGGAAGGCACAGCCAGCACAGCUCACAGACAAGCACUUCCGUUAUCCUACAGAUGCACCUUCCACCUGCAUCCAUACAUGCCCUUUCACGCCGACUUAUGAUGCUCUUGUUGCCCUCACCUGAACUAGACAAGCACGUUAGUUUGAAAACAUUGUUCAAUCCGGCUCCCGCCAUUGCUGACCUGGACCCCCGGUUCUACACCCUCUCCAGUGUGUUCUGCUGCAAUGAAAGCGAGGCUGAGAUUUUAACAGGCCUCGUGGUGAACAGCCCAACCGAGGCUGGGAAGGCUGCAUUGGUUCUCCUAGAACGGGGCUGCCAGGUCGUGGUCAUCACCUUAGGGGCUUCGGGAUGUGUGACACUGUCACAGGCGGAACCUGUACCAAAGCACGUCCCCACAGAAGCAGUCAAGGCCGUGGAUACCACGUUCCCAGACAACAAUGCUCUUAUUUCAAGGCCCGCUCACCAAGAGAAGAAAGCAGCUGGUGGAGAUGAGCACUCGGCAGAGAAUGUUUCAGUAAAUCUUGUGGAGGAUUCCAAGACAUACUGGAUUAACUGUUUUCUGUCAGGAAUGCUGGAGUCACAAGGAAGAAAGAUUGCUGACCACAGAAGGCAAGGCCAGUCUUUAGAACCCAAUGAGUCACCAACGGACGCUUUGGUUUUAAGUGCCAUUUAUUCGCAGAUAUGUAAAGUUAUUUCUAUACAAAGCCUUCAUUAACAGCACUGGAAGAAUAGGGCCUUUCUCAUCCCAUUUUUUACUUGCACUCAGGAUUCCUUUUCUCUUUUAUCAAUUAUAGAAUGAGUUAAUCCACCACAGGCAUUUUGGGCAGAUGGGGGUCUUGGCCAGUUUUCAGUCUCCUUAAGCCAUUUUUCUCCAUGGCUUCCCAGACUGCAGAGCAGUGAAGGCCCUGAAGGAGUCAGUGGGUUCUGCUGAGCACAGCCCAGGCCGGCCCCACCCCAGAACCUGAGGAGGCUACAGCAAUCCGUGGUCCAUCCCCUUCAUGGCUGACAGUGGACCUCACGUGUUCUGCAGUCCGGCCAGCCCUGGGCAAAUGAGAGGUGUCCUGGUGACUGACACCAAGACAUGGCCACUGGGCCCAGCCGAUUCCGGCAAGUGUGGCAGAGCUGCUUUACUGAGGUCAUAGUGAUUCCUGACAGCGUUCAUAACAAUCAGUUGUAAGUAAAACAUGAAGUGUUCUUAUUUUGUUAUCAAGGGACACGUAAAACAGCUCCCCCCACCCCCAUUUCCACACUCAGCAUAGAGCAGAGAUUGAAACGAGAGAAAGGGCUUCAGGGAUAGCUGAGCAUGGCUAAAAGGAUGGGGCUCGAGUUUGGACUGCAGAUAGAUGAGGUCCACAAAGGGGGUACAGCGAAGGAAAGGGGGUACAGUCACGGAUGUCUGCUUUGUCCGUUAGUGGGUGGGCCUGCAUUUUAUAUGUGAUCCUUUGGUACACGUGUUGCUUUGGAGUACCCCAUCAAAACGUUCCACCUCAGAACUGGUAUGACUGGCCAUAGAGAGGCCGUCACUGACUGCUGCGGCUGGGAGAGAAUCCUGAUCCACAGGCAGGCCCAGAUGGAGCCAGCAAAUGACCUCUGCCAUCCCAGGAGCCAUCUGUCACUAGACAGAGGUCAGCCUGAGCCCCACAGCCCUGCACAUGUGGGAAACCUGAGACACGCCCCCCCCCCCCCCCCAGCACGUCCAGCAGGGGCUUCUUUAGGCUGUGACUCAACCUUACACAAGACCCCAGUAAGGCAGUUGUUCGGGCGGUCAGCUCUUCUCUUACAAAUAAAGACACGGGACCAACAGUGAAGAAUCCCGGGGCUCUAGCAGGGAGGCGGAAAGAGCUUUUUGCUUUGUAUUAGUUGAAGUUUAAUCGAUGUGGUGAGAACAGAGAGACCAGUGUCGUCUUUACGGUCACCUGCAGCCUCUUUGGGCCAUCAAAUGCUGGCCCGAACGAACGCACCCCAGCCUCACCUCGCUGUGAUUUUACACCUGACCUCCCAUUGAUCCUUCUCCGUUCUCAUCCAUCUAAAGGAAAGCACGCUUUAGCCCCGUACACCUCACUCCAGAUAGAAAUACAUAAUUCAAGAGGAAUACGAUGUCAACGAGGAGGCAUGCCAAUUUGUGUCAGCAUUGGCUGUAAAACAGAGAGGAGUACAAGGAGAGUUUAAUGUAAUGUAGAAUUGAAAUUAAAAUAGAGCCAAUAUUUAGGCAUUC